AUGUUUAAGGUUGAGAUCACCCAGCGCCCUACUGGGGCCGAGGCUGGCGAAUACCUGACCCCGGCCAUUAUAGUCGAGCAUCUUGCCCCGAAUUCGGGUAACCUCCACUUCGCACAGGCGGCGCUUUUCAACACUAGUGGAGGUGAAGCAAAAGGCAUUGCGGGGAUAUAUACUGAGUCGUGUGUUGACAAGGUUGUUGGCGAGGGAGAACCUGCUACCCUGGAAUACACCUUUGCCAAUCUAAAGAUCUCAAUCCCCGGCGUUUAUUACAUUCACAUAGAUGUAUACGAGCACCAGGGAAGUGGUGCAAUUCACCAGGGAGGUACCAAGCUGGGCCCAAUUAUAGUGGUGCCUGAAGUGCCUAAGAUGCCUAGAUCCUCCACUGCUUCUGUCGGAGGUACUCAGCUGGAAGCCCGACGCUGGAACUGCUUGGGAGGUGCUGUUUAG
Molecule: messenger RNA, 447 nt
Organism: Trichoderma virens Gv29-8
Lineage: Eukaryota; Fungi; Ascomycota; Sordariomycetes; Hypocreales; Hypocreaceae
Exons: 2
Coding region: 1-447 (148 amino acids)
Source: RefSeq, a predicted model, not a curated record